GGCCCAGGAUGUUCUCCGGCCGGGUUCUGCGGGCCUGGUUCUUCUCCGUCUUCCUGCUCUGUUCUCCGGUUCCUCACGACGGGCGUCCCCUCCAGACCCCGAGCAGCAGAACGAGGCGCUCUGUGACCCACACGCAGCUGAUGCACGAUAAGAGCCGGACUCUGCAGGACUUCAGGAGGCGGCUCUGGAUCCAGGAGCUCCUGGGGGUCCUGCACACGGCAGAGACCCACAACACGCAGACUGGGACCAGUACUGGGGGGGUGGGCCUGCCCGGGGUCCACCCCAGUACUGCUGGGACCGUCCCCAACUCCAAGCCCACCGGAGGAACCAAGAACCUCCCCGUCAGCUCGCAGCCAGAGGAGGACGAGGACUCGGUCCUGCCCCAGGAGACCAACAAGUCCCAGACCUACGAGGGACCCCUGAAGGGUCCCGGCAGGAGGAAGAAGAAAGGGAGGUCCGGGAGGAGGAGGGAGGAGAGGAGGAAGAGGAGGGAGCGCUCCAUCCUGAAGGAUGAAGAUGAGCCUGGACUCCACCUGGUGUGGAGGUCUCUGCUGGACCUGAGGAGGGUCCAGUGACACCGUCAGACCCUGACCACGAAACAUCUGGACUCCUGAACUGGUGACGUUUGGACAGAAACUUUAUUUAUUCUUGUAAAUAAUGAAAACUGACAGAAUUCUUUCUGUUUCUAUUUAUUUGAUCUAAAUCUUGUAUUUAUUACUCAAAUCUGGAGCUAUUUUUCUACCAUAAAGCACUUUAGAUCUUCUGUGUUCUGCUCCUGGUCUGGACCCGCUUCAUGGUUCUCCACAGUCCUGGUUUUUGGACAGAAACCGGCUCAGCUGGACCCAGCUGGACCUGACCCGGCUCAGCUGGACCCGGUUCUGUAUUUUUGGCUCUUGCACUGAAUGAAUUAAACGCUCCAUGUAUCAAA
Austrofundulus limnaeus is the source of this 928-nucleotide messenger RNA. It is a transcript of the gene pthlha, whose product is annotated as parathyroid hormone-like hormone a. The record is from RefSeq and is a predicted model, not a curated record. Gene Ontology annotation, molecular function: hormone activity. Gene Ontology annotation, biological process: bone mineralization. Gene Ontology annotation, cellular component: extracellular region. Lineage: Eukaryota; Metazoa; Chordata; Actinopteri; Cyprinodontiformes; Rivulidae.